Calypte anna (Anna's hummingbird) is the source of this 4212-nucleotide messenger RNA. RefSeq names its product chromosome Z C18orf25 homolog (gene ARK2N). The coding region runs from base 231 to 1454 and encodes 407 amino acids. Gene Ontology annotation, biological process: ubiquitin-dependent protein catabolic process. Gene Ontology annotation, molecular function: ubiquitin protein ligase activity. The transcript has 5 exons. The record is from RefSeq and is a predicted model, not a curated record. Lineage: Eukaryota; Metazoa; Chordata; Aves; Apodiformes; Trochilidae.
UUUUCUCUGGCGUCGGGGGCGCGGAGCUGCAGAGCGGGGCGGGCGGUGGCGGGGGUAACGCAGGAGGGAUCACGCGCUUCCCGCCUGACCCAUGCCUCAGCGUCUUUCCCCCGCUACGAGGGUUCUGCGUUCAACAGGCUGCUGUGUUGCUGAAGUCCGUAUCUAGUUCACCCAGUCUCCCAGCCCGUGUGCUCCAUGCUUUGAGACUAGGAGGACCUUGGUGUUUUGAAAUGAAGAUGGAGGCAGCGGGGAAGGCAGAGGAACUUGUUGAUUCAGAACUUUCAACAAAGACUUCUGAAAAGCACGAGACAGCUCCCGUUGAAGACGGAUCUGUAGGAUUGGAGACACAGUCUCAGAAGGACAACGUACCCGCCGCAGCUGACUCUGCGGUGCUCUCCUCCAUGCCUUGCUUGCUGAUGGAACUGAGAAGAGACUCCUCUGAAUCUCAGUUAGCAUCAACAGAGAGUGACAAGCCAACGGGUGGUCGAGUUUAUGAGAGUGACUCUUCCAAUCAUUGCAUGCUUUCCCCUUCCUCCAGCGGGCAUUUGGCUGACUCAGACACGUUGUCCUCAGCAGAAGAGAACGAGCCCUGUCCAGGUGAAGCUGCUGCGGAGGGAGACCCUUCCGGGGUGUCUGGGGCUGCAGUUGGGAGGAAAUCCAGGCGAUCCAGGUCCGAAAGUGAAACUUCAGGUAUGGCUGCCAAGAAAAACCGACAGUCUAGUGACAAGCAGAGCGAUCGGGUCACCAAGGUGAAAGGUCACCGAAGCCAAAAGCACAAAGAAAGAAUCCGUCUCCUGAGGCAGAAACGGGAGGCAGCUGCUCGCAAGAAGUACAACCUGCUGCAGGACAGCAGUACCAGUGACAGUGACCUGACGUGUGACUCGAGCACAAGCUCCUCGGAUGAUGAUGAAGAGGUUUCAGGGAGCAGCAAGACAAUCACUGCAGAGAUACCAGAUGGACCACCAGUUGUAGCUCAUUAUGAUAUAUCAGACACAAAUUCAGACCCAGAAGUGGUAAAUGUGGACAAUCUGUUGGCGGCUGCAGUGGUCCAAGAGCACAAUAAUUCCUUGGGAAAUCAAGACAUGGGAUCUACCUGGAGGAACAGAGGGCUUCUAAGUGAACUGAGCACUGAUGCAGGUCAUUUGGAUCCAGGCUUCAUUGCAGUUGACAAAGCCUCUACUGGUAAUGCCCAGAUCAAUGAAGAAAUUAAUAUCACCUCUUCUGAUAGUGAAGUAGAGAUUGUUGGAGUUCAGGAACAUGCCAGGUGUGUGCAUCCCAGGGGAGGUGUGAUUCAGCGUGUGUCUUCCUGGAAGCAUGGCUCAGGCUCACAGUAUGUUAAUGCUCAGCAAACACCAUCAUGGACAGCUGUGACUCCCCAGCAGAAUUGGUCUUCACCCCCAGAAGUAGUGGACCUCACUUUGGAUGAGGAUACCAGACGCAAAUAUCUACUGUAAUGCAGUGUCACUGUGUUUGUGUCUCCCCAGCCCUUCUCCCUUCCCGUGGCACAGUUCAUUGCUGAAGCUUCAGCUUCAGGAGCCUGAGUCCUGGCAUUACAGAGCUCGAACUCAUAAAAGUUUUUAAUUUCCAUAAGAAUAUGGUGUAGUUUCAGUAUCACUUAAGAUGGUUUCGCCUUCUCAAAGGAGGAUUCCUCCCCAAAAUUAAAAGCCAGUAGCUCCAAAUUUAAAACAUAUCUACAGUUACUAACUUGAGUGUGUGUUAAUCAGAAGUAAUAACUGUGUGCAAGCUUAUGUCCUCCCACCCUUUCCCACCUCCUACUUCAGAACGUUUUUAGUUUAUCAGUAUAUUGAGUUUGUUAGUAGAAGUUAGUGUUUUGCUGUGUGAUUUUGAGAAAUGCUGUGUCCUCACUGAUUUCAGUGGAACUGGGGGUAUUCAACACUUCUGAAAACUGGGCCAAGAGUAUUUAUACCCAAGCUUAUUUGGUUAAUGAUACCAGCAGAAGGGACUGCCUUUAAUACAAAUGGCCCAUAACAUAUGCACUGAACUGCUUUUAACAGUUUUUUUUUAUUUUCAGUAUAAUUUCUAGUUUACACUUUUCAGUGCUGAGUCUUCUGUCUGCUUGACUACUGUGUUUCAUGGAUCGUUUUCCACAGCUUGGUACAGUUUAGAGUAGUAAUAGUAGUGAUUUACUAGCAGCUGAUAUUUUCAAAAGCACAAGAAAAGUAAUAAAAAGGCCCAUUGUCCUUCUUUUUAAACAUAUCUGAACUUUUCUACCUGUUUCUGAGUCUUGCCUGGAGUAGGAGAAGGCGAGGAAUGAAAUAUGUUGCUCAUGGUCCUCAUUACUACUGUUGCUUAUUUGCUUCAUUGACCAUUUCAAAAAAAAAAAAGCCCAACUUGGCAAAACACUUCAGCAGAUGCAUAACAUUCAGUGUUUGCUGAAAAUCGUGAAGCCAUUCAAGUGUUUUAAACUCUGUCCUGAAAGAUGUUGCAGAAACAGGGCCUACUGUUGUGAUUUCUUUUUUUAAUUUUUUUUUUUUUUAAUUUUUAAAAUUAUUUUUAACUAAAAAAACCAAACCAGAUCUUCACCAUUUUUCUUGCUUUUAGUGUGGGAUGGUUUUUUUUUUGUUUUAUGAUACAAUCCUGGAAACACUUUCUACCAGAAUAUGUACUGAAAUCAGCAGAACUACUCGGUUUAGCAGGCUGUAUUUUCUGUAGUGUAGAUGGGAAUUCCUGCCCUUCAUCUGUCAUUUUGAGCCUUUUUCAAGGCAAAAACCAAAGAUUAGACUUUCACAAGAUGUUAUCCACUUUAAUUGUCUAUUGUGCAAUUGAAAUGUUCCUUUGUAGUCAGAAUGUUUCUAGCAGAAAUUUUGUACAGCUCCAUCACCACAUUUUUUUUGCCAUUUAAGGCUGAACAGGGGAUAGUGGGGGCAUGGGAAGUUCUGUCUUCUUUUUGUGUUGCCUGCUAUCCAAAGUUGGCUUGGAGUAAUUUCAUCUGUGGGGGAAAAAAAAAAAAAAAAAAAAAUUAAAAUUACCUAUGGUGACACAUAACUUACAGGCAAAAAAAAACCCAACCCCAAAACAAGAAACCAACAAGCCAGCUAAUAUAGUUAGUAACAGUUUUUCCUUCAAAAAGCAGAACAGUUACAGAACACCUAGGCAAGGUAUUGAUACUCCAAUUGCAGACCUUCUAAACAUAGUCGUAUUGAAUGGCCAGAAAAAUGCACGAGGUGCUUUUAGUGACUGAUUUCUUUCUCUGGGGAUGGAAUGGAGAAUGGAGCCAGAAGGGGGAAGCCCUGUGCUGUUGGGGCACUGGAUCAGCCAUGUAGUUUGUUGGUUUUUUUUUUCUCCUUGUUGUUAAGUCACACAACUCAGCUGUCAGUGGGCCAGCACCCAUGCUGUAAAGGUAAUUUCUUUUUUUAACAGUGCUGAUGCAGUGUGGCAGCUCUUCACUGUUCCAGCUGGGGGUCUGUCAGAAAGCUGCCAGAAAGGGCCCAUUUGUAGUCCUUCCGUGACAAAUGCAAAGUAACUCACUUUGUUUUUCAGUUUGUAUAUGAUGUGAGUUCCAUGUAUAUAUAAAAACAGAUGCGUCCUCACCAAACUUCCUCCAAUUGUGCACUGUGUUUGUUGAAACAAUUCGCAUAUUGUAGUCUGAUGCAGGCUUUCUUUUUACUUAAAACACUACGUAUUCUCACAAAUUUGAAAGGUAGUGAUCUGAAAACUGCAAUCACUGGAUAGUUAGCAAGUUUUCUUUUUUUGUUAUUUUUUUUUUUAUUAUUGCUUUUUUUUUAUUUUAUUUUAUUUUAUUUUUUUUUAUUUUAUUUUUUUUUUUUUUAAGAGAGCAAAGGGUGCCUGGACAGUUUUGCUCUUCUCAGCAGGAAAGAGAAAUGUUAGCCAUUGUAUGGCUAAGAAACAAUGCACUUGGGGCCUGAUCCAGAACCCACUGGAGUUGGUGCAGGGCUUUCCACCAAUUCCAGUGUGCAUUGGCUCUAGCUCUCCAUGGUUUUAGCAGUUCCUGAAUUGCUGGAGUGUGAACUUAGAAUCUUCUGUAGUGAAGACAAAUCAUUGCUUAGAUAUAAAUGUUUAAAACAUGUGACUCUAGUUAAAGAAGUGGAUUCUUCUCAACACUCACUAUUUAGUUCUCAUUUUCCAUCUAGUAUUUAAUGGUCUUUGGAGAAAAAAUAAUAAUAAAACAGAGUGUUAUAUAUAUAUAUAUAUAAAUAUAUAUAUUUUUGGUGCAAGAUGCGACCUUCUGUU